This is a messenger RNA of Gekko japonicus, 705 nucleotides long. RefSeq names its product Src-like-adaptor (gene SLA). The record is from RefSeq and is a predicted model, not a curated record. The transcript is spliced from 4 exons. The coding region runs from base 16 to 522 and encodes 168 amino acids. NCBI's taxonomy places the organism in Eukaryota, Metazoa, Chordata, Lepidosauria, Squamata, Gekkonidae.
AGAACUGGAUCUUUCAUGAUUAGAAAGAGCGAAACAACAAAAGGUUUAUAUUCCUUGUCAGUUCGGCACGUACAGGUGAAACAUUACCGAAUCUUCCGCCUGCCGAACAACUGGUAUUAUAUCUCUCCUCGGCAAACUUUCCAGUGCCUGGAGGACCUCGUCAAUCACUAUUCAGAGGUCUCCGACGGUCUCUGCUGCGUCCUCACGACUCCCUGCCUCACUCAACACACUACCACGGAUGAAGUCAGGAGCCAGGAACCACCCGUGGUGAUGCGCGACAAAAACUUCACGUGGAAGGAUAAGCAGAGGUCGAAGGAGAACAACGAGGACAUUUCGACCUUGCUCAGAAUGGAAGACUCUGGCCUUAGCUACGGACUCCGGGACAGCAUCGCUUCCUAUCUCGCCCUGACCAGUGAAACAGACUCUUCCUAUGUGAGCCACAGAAAAAAGAAAAGCAAGUCUGUCAUAUAUAGGCAGGACAAACCCCUCUCGCCACCACCGUUCCUUUACCACGAGCACUGAACCUGAGAAAACAGAGGACUGGUACUGAGAUACUCCACAGUCAACCGCUAGCACGUUUGCGCCUCCGCAAACGCCACGCCUGUCGGAUGCCAAGCAACCAGUGGGAGGGUUGUGGGGGGAGGCGACAUCCUGGGAGAGAAAAAUUUUAAAAGAAAAAAUAAGGCCUUGGCUACUUACUGAAGU